Messenger RNA from Zygosaccharomyces rouxii, 600 nucleotides. It is a transcript of the gene TVP23, whose product is annotated as Tvp23p. NCBI's taxonomy places the organism in Eukaryota, Fungi, Ascomycota, Saccharomycetes, Saccharomycetales, Saccharomycetaceae. The transcript has a single exon. The coding region runs from base 1 to 600 and encodes 199 amino acids. Gene Ontology annotation, cellular component: Golgi membrane. Gene Ontology annotation, biological process: vesicle-mediated transport; protein secretion. The record is from RefSeq and is a predicted model, not a curated record.
AUGGCAAUUUUAGAUCACAUUAAAAAUUUCUACAAUACAAUUUUAAAAUCAUCGCAUCCACUAUUACUUGCGGCACAUUUAAGUGGUAAAGUGGCUCCCAUAUUAUUCUAUGUACUCGGUUCGCUAUUUCUAGGGUUCACACCCCAAUUCAUUGUCGUUGUAUUACUACUGGCACAAGAUUUUUAUUUGACUAAAAACAUCAGUGGACGUAGAUUGGUUCAAUUGCGUUGGUGGUACGAUCCGUCAUCAGAAGGAAUUAGAGCGUUUAUCUUUGAGUCUUAUAAACAAUAUGCACCCGGCCCUCCAAUAAAUCCUAUUGAUUCCAAAUUAUUCUGGUGGUCCAUGUAUGUUACACCAUUAGUAUGGUGUGUAUUUGCAUUUUUAUGCAUCAUAAGGUUUAAACUUUUCUACUUACUACUAGUGCUAGUAGGCGUAGUUUUAACCGGAUGGAACACUUAUGGAUUUCAUUGUUGCGAAAAAUGGGAUCCAGAUCAUGAUGAAAAUAGUAGUGGCAGUUGGUUCCAGAUGCCAUCAAUCCCAGGGCUGGAUAACAUAUACAGAUUAGCGACAAUCCAAAAUUUCUUCCGUCCUUCCUCAUGA